AUGAUGGUGCCACUAAUGGUGACACCAAUGGGUCCAUUGAUGGUGACACCGGUGAUGGUGGCAGUGAUGGUAACAGUGGUGGUGACAUUCCUCUGCCUGAAGAACAUCCGGACCUUCCUGGCCGCCUGUGCGGACAAGUUCGGSCUCCGCAAGCACCAGCUCUUCGGCGCCUUCGACCUCUUCGACGUGCAGGAUUUCGGCAAGGUGAUAGACACCCUCUCAACGCUCUCAUGGACGCCCAUUGCCCAGAGCAAAGGCUUCACGCCCUUCCCGGCCGAGGACAGCGUUGGGGACGACGACGUCUACAGCGGCCUCUCCGACGUCAUCGAUGACACGGCGGAGGAGGACGACGACCUCUACGACUGCGUGGAGGCCGAAGGCGCCGACGGUGACGACAUCUACGAGGACAUCAUGCGCACGGAGGCGCCCGGGCCGCACAAGGCGCCCGGGGUGGACAAGCAGCUCUGCUGCCUCCAGGAGAUCUGGCAGACGGAGGAGAAGUACACGGAGACGCUGGAGUCCAUCUGCCAGCACUUCCUCCGGCCUCUCCGGCGCUUCCUGCAGCCCCAGGACCUGGAGAGCAUCUUCAUCAACAUCGAGGUGCCCCCCAGUGCUCCCACCCGGGUGGACAUUGGGGCUCCCGGUGGCCGUUUCGGGGCCAUCCUGGGCCGUUUUGGGGCCGUUUCCUGCAGGUUCCUGCUCUACGGCCGCUACUGCAGCCAGGUGGAAGCCGCCUCGCGCCGCCUCGACCAGCUGGCGACCGCCACCGACCUGCGCAUGAAGCUGCAGGAGUGCUCCCAACGGGCCAACAACGGGCGCUUCUCCCUGCGGGACCUGCUCAUGGUGCCCAUGCAACGAGUGCUCAAGUACCACCUGCUGCUCCAGGAGCUGGUGAAGCACACGCCAGAGCCCAUGGAGAGGGAGAACCUGCGGGUCGCGUUGGAUGCCAUGAGGGACCUGGCGCAGUGCGUGAACGAGGUGAAGCGCGACAACGAGACGCUGAAGCAGAUCACGAACUUCCAGCUGAGCAUCGAGAACAUGCCCCAGUCACUGGCCCAUUUUGGCCGCCCCAAGAUCGACGGGGAGCUCAAGGUCUCCAGCGCUGAGCGUCGAACCAAGGCUGACCGGUACGGGUUCCUGCUGGACAAGGCCCUCAUCAUCUGCAAGCGCCGGGGGGACUCGUUUGAGGCCAAGGACAUCGUGGACCUGCACAGCCACCAACUGCGGGACGGUGGGCUGGGCCCCCGCGAUGGCAAGAAGUGGACCCACACCUUCCUGCUGAUCGACACAGCUGGGCCCCAGGGCUACGAGCUCUUCUUCAAGACCCAGGAGCUGAAGAAGAAGUGGAUGGAGCAGUUCGAGAUGGCCCUCUCCAACAUCUUCCCCGAGCAYGCCCUGGCCGAUGGGCACGAGUUCCAGAUGUUCUCCUUUGAGGAUACCACGUCCUGCAAGGCCUGCCAGAUGUUGCUGCGGGGCACCUUCUACCAGGGCUAUCGGUGCAGCCGGUGCCGGACCCCGGCCCACAAGGAGUGUCUGGGGCGUGUGGGGCCUUGCGGCAAGAGCGGCCAUGAUUUGGCUGCAGCCAGAAAGAACAAGCUGCAGAGGCUGGGCCCUGAGAAGAAGAAGAGCGACCUGGGACUGCCCAAGAUGGAGGCAAGCCAGCCCUAUAGCGGCAUCCCCCCGCCGCCGGGGAACAUGGGGCCACCGUUGCGCCUCAGCCCUGGGGACAUCGUGGAGGUGAUGAAGGCGGAGGCCGAGCAGUUCUGGUGGCAGGGCAGGAACGCGGCCACCGGCGAGUCCGGCUGGUUCCCCUGCUCGGUCGUCCGGCCCUACAUCUGCAUGCCGCUCCCGGAUCUCUCUGUCUACCUCUGGUACGCGGGCCCCAUGGAGCGUGGGGAGGCCGAGCAGCUGCUGACGCCCCGCUCGGACGGCACCUUCCUGGUGCGGCAGCGGGUGAAGGACGCCGGCGAGUUCGCCAUCAGCAUCAAGUACCGGGCYGAGAUCAAGCACAUCAAGGUGAUGACGGCUGAGGGGCUCUACCGCAUCACGGAGAAGAAGGCCUUCAAGGGGCUGGUGGAGCUGGUGGAGUUCUACCAGCGCAACUCGCUCAAGGACUGCUUCAAAGCCCUUGACACAGUGCUGCAGUUCCCCUUCAAGGAGCCRGAGCACCGGGUCAGCCCGCGGCCACCGGGCGCCGUGCGCUACUUCGGCUCGGCCAAGGUCCGCUACGACUUCUGCGCGCGGGACCGCACGGAGYUGACGCUCAAGGAGGGCGACGUGAUCCGCAUCCUCAGCAAGAAGGGCCACCCGGGCUGGUGGAAAGGGGAGAUCUACGGGCGGGUGGGCUGGUUCCCGGCGAACUACGUGGAGGAGGAUUACUCGGAGUACUGCUGACCUCGCCUCGGAGCAUCCCGGGUUUCGGGGUGCGGGAAGGCGGCGCCGAGGCCCCCCCAGUGGCCAUGCCCACCGGAGA
This is a messenger RNA of Nothoprocta perdicaria, 2473 nucleotides long. RefSeq names its product vav guanine nucleotide exchange factor 1 (gene VAV1). Bases 1 to 2394 code for a protein of 797 amino acids. The transcript is spliced from 26 exons. Gene Ontology annotation, molecular function: protein binding; guanyl-nucleotide exchange factor activity. Gene Ontology annotation, cellular component: cytoplasm. Gene Ontology annotation, biological process: cell migration; regulation of GTPase activity; intracellular signal transduction. The record is from RefSeq and is a predicted model, not a curated record. Lineage: Eukaryota; Metazoa; Chordata; Aves; Tinamiformes; Tinamidae.